CUGCCGGCACGUGCGCAGAAGAAGAAGAAAGCGGAAGUGACCUCGUUUUAUAAUCGAAAAACUCGUUUGCCACGGUUUUUAAGUCUAUUGGAAAGUGUUCAGUUCCUCAACGUGAAGUCUGCGAAUAAGCGGACAUGGAGGACUCGCUCAUUCGAGUUGGGAUCCCUCGGGACCUGGUGAAGGUUCUCGGUGUGGAGUCCCAGGGCGACUCUAAAGCCGGGGCCUUCACCCGGGCCUUCCUCAACAGCCACAUGCGGCAGGACUCUAGAUUGGACCCCAGGACGCUGCUCACUCACAAAGCGGUGAUUCUGGACUUCUGCCGGCCCAAGAAGGACAAGUCCAAGAGGAAGAGCAAGAGAGCCAAAGGACUGAACGCUCGGCAGAAGAGGGCGAUGAAGGUCUUCCACCUCAAGCCUGAGCACCAGAGAUACGAGCUUUUCCUGCCCCUGCAUGAGCUGUGGAGACAGUACGUCAUCGACCUGUGCAAUGGACUGACACCAACGUGCAGUCCGCAGUUUGUGCAGCAGAAGCUUCUGAAGGCAGAUUUCCACGGUGCCAUCCUCACAGUGGUCCGCUCUAAAUGCCCAUCGUACGUCGGCGCCACAGGGAUUCUCGUCCAAGAGUUCAAGCACAUCUUCAAAAUCAUCACCAAAGAAGACAAGCUGAAAGUGAUCCCGAAGAGGAACAGCGUGUUCGCGGUGGAGAUCAACGGCUUCGUCUCGCACAUCUAUGGCAGCAAGUUCGAGCACCGAGCCAGCGAGCGCUCGGCCAAGAAGUUCAAAGCGAGAGGAACCAUCGACCUGUGAGGCGUCGCCACAUGUGACCAACGUGUGGCAGAUCCAUGCAGGUCAUCUCCUGCCCUCUAAAUCCACAUCUGGAGGAACAUUGUUCUGUUCUGUUGACACCAAAGACUUGGUGACAACUAGGUGGCGCUUUAUUAUGAAGGCGAAAAGGUUUACCUGUCAUGGGGAGCGCUGUUCACACAGUGAACUUGUGUUGUGUCCUCUGUGUGAGCAGCUCUGUCCACUCAGAGGACAAACCUCGGGAUUCUAUCAGGAACCUGAGCUGUACGUGAGGCGAUCACCUCAGGAGGGGACGUCUCACUCUGUUGUACAGGGGUGUUACGGAGUGGACACGUUAACCUCACAGCAGGCUACUCUAGUCCCGCUUCCUGUUGUAUUUAUUGUUGUUGUUUUGAGAUGCACACUUUUUGAUCUUUUUAGAUUAUAACAUCUCAGGCCUUUGCACGGCUGCUUCAUGUUGUUGGGAUAAAAAAAUGAAAUGCAAGUGUGUGAUACUUUUAUUUGCAUUUGUUUAUUAACAUUUUAAUAGAAAUAAACAUGAAUAUUCUUCAAAUAAAAGUCUCUCCACAACUUGUCAACUCUUAAGCGUCAAACAGCUGUUACUGUUAACGCAGCUCUCAUGCGCUGCCCUGAUUAAACUUAAAGCCUCUCUGUUGCUCUC
Messenger RNA from Gasterosteus aculeatus aculeatus (three-spined stickleback), 1464 nucleotides. RefSeq names its product POP4 homolog, ribonuclease P/MRP subunit (gene pop4). Gene Ontology annotation, biological process: rRNA processing; tRNA 5'-leader removal. The record is from RefSeq and is a predicted model, not a curated record. Gene Ontology annotation, molecular function: ribonuclease P RNA binding. Lineage: Eukaryota; Metazoa; Chordata; Actinopteri; Perciformes; Gasterosteidae. Gene Ontology annotation, cellular component: ribonuclease P complex; ribonuclease MRP complex.